AUGAAUUUCACAGGCAAGGUGAUGGUUGUGGGCGUUCUUCUGAGUUUCUGUUUCUUGAAAGGUAUGUUACAGAGUAACUAUUCAUGUUAUCCCUUCACGAAAACGACUGUGUUUAUUUAUUAAUGGAGUUUUAUAAAACUGUCGAAAAGACUUAAUUGCCUAUUUUCGAGUCAAAAGCACCUACUAGAUAUUUGCUUGGGAAUUUCUCCGCUUCACUUGGUGCAACGUUUCAAAUUUUACCAUUUUUUUCACACGUUACUCUUCUAGCUUUUUAUACGAAUCUUAGGCACAACACUAAAGCAUAGUAAAAUAGAACAAACAAAUUACGGAAUAUAUUUAAACUCCAUCGGUAUGGAACUCCAUUGACGUAGAUUUUCAAUCUCCUUCCGCGUACGGUUGAAUUGUCCUUGUAAUAUAGAAAAUGAAACACUUUUGUGUUUAUCAAUUACUACUGGUUUACUCUACGUCGCUUCCAUUGUAUACAAAUUCUGUUUUGCAAUAAUUGCGAACGAGCAGACUCAAGAAAGGUGAGGCACAGCCUAAUCAAGCGGCGUGCGCGAAAGUUUCAGGAAGUUCCAAGUUCUCGAAUCGAUGUAACAUAUAAGAUACUGUAAGGUAACUUUUAUGACGUAAUGCAGAACAGCGAAUGCAUUGUUUUCGAGCGAACACGUGAUACAGAACAGAGAAUCCACUAGCCGUGUGCGUGUUUGUGAGUCCCGUGCUCAUCCCGUCUUCAGCCAAUCGUCGGGUGGAUUCGUUUGCAUCAAACGCGUAUAGCUGUCGCAUUUGUCCGCUGGGAUUUUUUAUUGCCUGCCGCUAAGAAAAAAAUUACCCUGCAAGCAGAGGCCCUUCGAUCUUCUUAGAUAAGUCUUCCGGACUUAUCUAGGAAGAUCGAAGGACCUCGGCUCUCAGGGUAAGAAAAAAUAUAACGCCGCCGAAUUUAUUGUGUCUUUGAAGCAAAGUAAUUCGGAAGGCUUCAUCGGCGCAUCAUAAAUCUUUUUUUCCUGAAAAGUAGACUGCCUAAAACGAGUGCAAAAAUCUGUGCCUGAAUCUGUACGUUGAAUAUUCGCGGACUUUAAUAUGAUUUUUCGAAGAUUCUAGAGUGAUUUUAUGCAUGGUUCAAUUUUACUUGUAACCAUGCCCCCCCCCGGCAGACCCCCGGGGGAUUUUCAUUUUUUUUCUUUUUUGGAGGUCUAUUCCCCAUCCCCGGGCACGCAGAAAGAGGCAAUUCCCCACCCCCGAGCUCCUGAUCGACAUCACAUAUGUUUUUUGCUACAUCUACAAAGGCAAAACGACACGUUUACACAACUUUUAUGAAUGUUUUCCUGAGUUUAUUGAGAGAAGGAUAAUGGAUGUCAUAAUGUAGCUAAAACAUGAACAAUAAAUUUGAAAACGAAAACGAAGAAGAAAAACUCUUUACGAAAGCGCCUCCUUGGUAGAACUUCAUAAGAACACUGGACCGAAUCUUUGUUUCUCCACAUAUAUCAAAAGCCUUUUCAUUUAAGUUAUCAUUAUUUAAAGCUAAGCUGAAGAAAUAUUUCUGUCCUUCCUUUCCAGAAAAUAAAAUCCAUUUAAGAACGCAUCAUACGCACAUUCACUUCAAAUUUUAAAACAUCCCUUUAAAUACAAACUUUAAUUUUGAUAAGUUACUCCAACCAACCACUCUCCGACAAACUCCUGCGUCUUUCCUUAAAAAUAUGUAAUCUUGAGGUCCGCAGCCAAGGUGUAAACCGCGCGAGAAAUAACACGUACUUAGCAAAAUCAAAGAGAAGAUAUUUUUUAUUUGCCCCACACCCCUGCACCCGGGACAGGACGGCUUUAAACAAUUCCCCACCCCCGGGGCAAGUUAAAUCGCUCUAAGUUCGCUUAUAAGACCACUAAAUUUUACGCAAAAUGACCUGUGCACAACUUCGGACAAAAACACAAAUUUCAAUAUCGAAAAAUAUGCUGUGUAAAAGUCGGGAUUUCAAAUUCUUUAUGCAGUAGAACAGUUUAGUUCACUAUUCUCAAGGUAAUUUUCGCUUAUGUAAUCGAAUUGAGUUCAAACUAUUUUUCGUAAAUGACGGUAAUUCAUGACAUUUCUAAACAAAUUGAACAGAGCGCAUGUAUACUGUGGAGCGAUUUAACUUGACCUUGAAACAGUUAAUAACAGCUAGUAUAAAAUAGCUACAAAUAAACAAAAGAAGACAAUGGAAUUAGUGCAUGAUAGUACGUAGUAUUUUACUACCUAUUUCACGACUUUAAUUAUUAUAAGUAGUAUCACUCCAGGUAAAACCUUUGCUCGUUGGCACUUAGCGUUAGCUAUAACUAGUUAAUUAGUGUUACAAAGUGUUGAUUAUAUUGGUCCACUGGUAGUCUCUGUUUAUUACCAUUUUUCUAUGCGUGUGUGUCUAUUUCUGUUUGGGUGCCCGACCUGAACAAGCAGCCGGCUUAGCGCUUGGCCUUUUUAUUGUAAGGACAUUUCGGGUAGGCAGAAGUUCCCAGAAUUCUGUGAUUUAUCAAUUAAAUCAUUGUAAAGGGGUAAAGAAAAGUUAAGUUGUUGCUGUUGUUGAAAUCUGGUUUUCAAAACCAAUUUUGUGUUCAAAACCAAUUUUGUGUCAAACCCAUGCGCUAUAUGUGAGCGCUUAUUAAAAGUUAACACGACUGGCAAUAUUGCGUAACUAAAUGAUUCACAGGGUUUCGAUAGGGUUCAUGUGGGAGUAGCUUUAUUUCGAAGAAAAUUCGCCUUAUCGGAGCUUAUUGUGAAGAAACUAAAGUGAAAUUCACUUACUUUAUUGCUGUAUGUUGAGUUCGUUUUGAAGCGAUUUGGGCUAGUUUUGCGGACCUGUCUUCACCUUCAUUGAAAAGACUAAAUGUUUGGACGCGCCGAUCAGUCUCAAAAUCCGCCCAGCAAAACGACACUGGAGCGCAAAACACAGGAUAGGCAGUUGUAUGCCAUUUCAUUUCUUCACAUUGAGUUCCGAUAGGGUGAAAUAAAACCGUUAUCAAUGGUUUCGUUACCCAAUAUUGCCAUGGUAAGCCUCACUACGAGGUAGUAACCUUCCGGAAAAUUCUAACUAACAUUAAGGUCUCGGUAAAUGAAAAUUUUAGUACAUUGCUCGAUUUUGUUUUUUAUGGAUUUUUGGCAUGAGUGGGUCCUAAAUUUUAAUUUGGCAGAAAAAGAAAAUCAGAAAGUGCUUUUUAACCCUUCUAAAAUGAGCCUUUUCUGAGCUAACCAGCCAAGCGUGGACUUCGCGCUAAAUCUUUAGAGCUGAUUUUCUCUCACUCUAUUUUAGACGCAAAAAUCAAAAUUCUCCGACCUCCAGUCGGGACAGGUUUUAAGCUAUCGCUUUGAAACUUUCAGAUAUGAUGGAUAAUGAUAUAGACUCAAAAAGAGUGUGAGGAAUUUUCCGAUUUCCCUUUGUAACUCAUUUUAUGUCAGUUUCUUUGCGUAAAUCGCGCUCGAGAUUCGACUUUUUAGUUUGAAAUGCAAUAAUUCCGCUAACACGAGACAUCUGCAAAUUUCCUCACACCCUUUUUUAGGUCUUUUAUCUGUCAAUCAGAUGCAAUAAAAAGGAAGUGAAUAUUUAACAACGCGAAAGGGCUGGAGCUUCAGCAGUAAACUCGAUACCUCUGAGUUCGAGAACAAAAAACUUAAGCACCUUUUGAAAUUCGAUGAAAUAAAAUCUUUUAUAAGGUAAUUUAGUCUUUUAGCUUUAAUUUGAUAUGUAACUUGCCUUUGUAGCGAAAAUACUCGCGCGACUAGAAUUUUUUUCUGUGGGCACCUCGUUUUCCUUUACCGAGACCUUAAAAACGAAACGUUGGUAUAGAUUUGUCUUUACCAGCCUUUGGAAUCCAGGUUAGGCCACACAGAAGUCGGUUAAGAAUGGCUAAAUAUGACACUGGUUCGAAUUCGCCUCUGAUGAAUAUUCGGAUCUUUAAAAGUUAGUCAUGAUUUCGUGUACCUCAGCACCAUUACAGUGCCGGGUUAAUUUCCUAAAUUGAAGUUAAAACUAUUCAGUUCUGCUCGGCACUUGGACAUUUUCCUUACGCCAAAUCAGAUUUGAAACAUAUCUCAGAUUUCAGAAUCUGUUAUUUUUUGCAUUAUUUCAAGAGGUUACUACAAAAAUUACAAUACUUUACAGAACUAGGAAAAAUUAAACAACAAAUUACAUAAAUCAUCAAAGGUGAAAUGUGUGCAGUGACCAAUGCCUUAACGGAGCUUUGGCUUUCGAGUUGGUCACUAUCACGUGUAACUAACUGCUGUAGACAUUUACAUAAAACUACAAGUAACAUAUAACGGAGAAAAGAAAAUUGAAGGUGCAUUAAGUCUUACUUACAAUUUUAUAUAAAUACAAUAGAAAUGAUUAUUGAUAAUGAUGACAGAGAAAUCAAAUUACUCAUUGGGUAUUUAAAAGGUACAGGUUGUAUUGCUCAUAGAAGUUAUUAUAAGGGAGUUGUUUGUAAUUUAGAGGGAAUGUUUUCUAAUAUUUUGAAUCCAAGAAAAGCAAAAGCGACAGCUCUAUAAUUAUUGCUUAUCCUUGGCCGAUGAAAAUUAAGCUUGGAUAGGUCUGAAUACAAAUCUGGUGUUGCAACUAUGAACCUCAGAGGCUAGAUAUCUUGAUUUAAUAAAGAACUUUUAAGGGGACUAGGAUACAGCUGUUUUACAGGGGUUUUAGGUCAAUUUAGUCUGUGGCUUAACUCAUAUAUACUUAGUACGUUUACCUACUCACAAAAUAAUCCUGCAGAGUUACGAAGAAGAUGUCGUAAAACUCAAAGACUAGUAUUAUUAAACGCAGCGUUGUUGAAAUUCAUCUACGUGAUUAUCCUACGUAAAACGAGCUUAGUGAUCCGAUUAAAAAUCGUUUUUACUGUGAAAAAAAUUACUUAAUCGAUGAUUUAAUUAUUUGUCGGGAGGAAAAAUCUCUCCUCUAGAAUUUUCAUUUUUACCUUCUCAAAAGGGCCUCGCUCCACCAGCCGUUCAACAAGUUAUGCGAUAGUUAAUGACUACGUACUCAGAAUCAACAAUUUACCCGAAUACGGAGCGAAUUAUCUGUCAAUCCCCAGAGGCAACUCAACAGAGUUUCGAACGGAAGACUUUUCAAGUGCCCUAUUAAAGGCUGUAAGAUCCCUGUUGAUUCUCUUAACGUACGUGUGAAUGAGAGCGCCACAAUUUCAGCGUAUUAUAUAUAGACACACGCCUUCGCUUCCAGAGUUCCUGAUUUCCAACCAGAGCCGUAGAAAACUGGAGACAUCUCUCCAAAGGAGUCAAUGUAGCGAACUAGAUAAUAUUCGUUGAUCCAUCCAAAGUCCUUAUCACUUGGCGAAUUACAAUGGUACUUCCUUAAUAGUAGUGCUCUCUUUAGUAAAUUUCUCUUGAUACCGGGUAAAGAAUAUCGUUUUUGGUACAAAACAAGGCAAGUAGCUAGCAUCCUCGUAUCCGCGAAUUUUAGACAGCUUCCGAAUUCAAAUUCUAAACCAAAAGCUACCUCUCUUCCGUUACUAAGGAAUGUUUUCGUUUAAGAACGAUUGUGUGGUAUUGACUUUCCAACUCUAAUCUUUCCAACUCUAACAUGCUACAUAGCACGUACUCCAAAAAGGUUAUUGUAUAAUGUUACGUAACGUAAUUACUUAUACGCGUGACUUGGCAUAAUUUUGACCUUAUGCGCACGUGGUCUUAGUCCAAUUAUUCAUCUGAUUCAUACUUCAAAACGAGAAAUAAAACAAAAAAAAAAUUAUUAUUCAUUGCUAAACUUACAUUUCAAUAUAUCGAAAUUGGUCUAUUCUUGACUUCUUUCGAGCUAUUUUGUCUUUUUUUUUUUUAAUCUGACCUUUAAAACGCAGAGAAACAUAAGAAAACUUGUGUUAUGGUUAGGGUUAGUCUUUACCAGUAAUACUAAGCAUUGUAUUACAAUUAUUGUCUAUUUGAUUAAAUCAUAUCACUACUUUUUCACUUAGCGGAAAAAUACACCCAAUGGGGAUGAUGACGGUUGAUUGAUGGGAAAAUCUACGCAAUACGUACAGGAGCCGAUUACAAUUAUUGUCUAUUUGAUUAAAUCAUAUCACUGCUUUUUUCACUUAGCGGAAAAAUACUCAGUGGGGAUAAUGAAGGUUGAUUGAUGGGACAAUCUACACAAAAUCUACACAAUACGUACUAACUGAGUUCUUAAAUUCGCAUUUAAGACUGAUUUCUGUUCAGUGUACUCGACUACAUUACUGCUAGGGACGAAAAGAUUACAGUUCAACAGCACUACAUGAAAGCAUUGGGGAUGAUGGUAGUUAUAUUUGGUUCCUUGGUGAGAAAUGAAUGUAAAAAAAAACAAGGAAAAAAUGUUUUUUUCAAAAAAACAAAGCUGAAUACAAGGCUGGCAAUACGGCAAAGGGCUGAUUUAUUUGGAGCCAGUAUUGUUGGAUAAUAAAAAUAAUUAAGAUUUAUUAGCCUUUACCAGUAAUACUAAGCUGAUACUAUUAAGCAGCCUCUGAUUAGCAAGCUCGAACCAGCGUAUCCUGUGCUAUUCAUCUCCAGGAACACUGAUGGCUUCCUGUCAUCUCCUCUUGGGUAGCCUGUGUAGCAGGCGCUUAUUGAAAGUAAUUGCCUAAGAAAGAACAGGGCGUGCGACGGAGAUACGCGAUGGGAGACCUGGCGUGUCUGGGCCGUCGCGCACCCCUUUCCAUUUCGUAUCUUAUUUCCAAGCGCCUGACACCGCUUCCUGUUUGGAGAAACUAGGGUCACACGCACCCAUCUCCCGCGCCUUAUCCCUUUGAAUAAACAGCCUCAACAAUGCGUAGAUUUAAUUUUACCACCAAGUCAUGGUUCUCAUCUAAAGUGUCUCCUGUAUAUGGACCAUCCACCUUUUAGAUCUCUAUUAUUUAUCAGCCGAAGGAUUGAUUACAACAUUAGCAACGAUAUUGUGAUAUUGUGGUCAUUGCCCUCCCCCCCCCCGGGGGAGAGGGGGUGAGAGUGGCUACUCAACGUCAGUACAACCAUAACGGAAGUGAUAAUAUCUCACAAGAAGACUAUUGAAAAACGGUUCAACAUUUGUUAUUAAUCAUAUUUUACAAUCCAGAUCACUUUCUUAGGAUCACUUGUAAACUCAGAGUAAGAAAUCCCGGGUCAAUUUAGGUUUCUUGGAAACUGCCUACCUACCCCUCCCCUAAGCCACUAUUUUGCCCUAAGAGAGAAGUAAGUGAUAAUGUUGGCCUAGGGGAGGGGUAGGUGGGCAGUUUCCCAGAAACGUAACUGAUCCGAAAUCCCAAUAAAGGAGUUAGCCAAACAAAAGUAGUCUUAAUCUGAGAAAUAAUAGAAGAUUUCACGUUCACGGACACGUUUAAGUUCACGAUUUCACGAUUUCACUAUUUGCAUAACAGACAGACUAGAAAAAAUAUACUUUUUUUCCUUUUUUACAGCAAUUGUAUGAUGGCGAUUUGAUUAGGUGAUUUUAUGGAUGUACAUUUUGGCGUAGUGUAAUUAUUUGUAUUCAUUUGCAAAGUUUUACCCAAUUCAGCUCUGGAGUUGUAAUUUAAAAGCUUGAAUAAACUAUCUUUUUCUUUCGUCUUUCUCUCUCAAAACUGGGUCAUUUUCAGCCUCAAACACUCCCGGCGGUUUUAGAAUCUGCUCAUACUGCAUAUUCGGAUUCAGAAGACAACUUCUCUUUUUUUCAUUUUUAUUUCAUAGCUGGCUUAUCUACCGGAGGCGAAGACUUGCGGCGUCGCUUGGAGCAGGUUGAGAAUCGCAAAAGUUGUAAGUGAGAUGUUUUUUAACCUGCUGGGUGUUGUUUAGUGGGUCUGCUCAGGGAUACCCAUUUUUCAGUCAUUCGGAAGAUUGACGAUUUUUUAGUUAGAGUGGAACCCCGCUCUACAGACACACGUAUUUUACGGAAAGUUUCGUUUGUCCCGACGAAAAUUUCAUAUACUUUCUUUAAAAUUAACCCGCUUAAAACGGGCACCGCCGGAUUAAUACGGAGAACGGACACUUUUUUGUGUUAGUCCGAAUCACAAACUCCUAAAGAUCGCCAUCCCCGCUUAACGGUCACUCGUUCUUUGUGCACUGUCUAUGACUGAAUUUCUUACCACUAAACUUGACGGAAACGGCGGGUGAACUCGCCACAAAAGUUUUUAUUUUUAGUUCAAAUGGCGUCAGUAAAAAGUUAUGAACACCCGGAUAACGCGAACACCAUGGCAUGUUCCCUUUAAUUAGUGUCCAUAUUCACCCCGUGGGGUUCCACUGUAAUCCAGCCAGACCAACCAAAUGUUGGCAGAGAUACUCUCUCUUAUACCGAGGUUCUCGCUGGGUAUUCCAAUGAAAAUAGCAAUAAUGAUAAUAAUAAUAAUAAAAUAGUGAGCGCAAAGUGCAAACCCUUGAUAAUCAAACAAUGCAUUGAAUGAUCUUGCUCCUUUCUGCUUAGUCCUGGAAACUUGUAAUAACUGUCAUGGGGGAUGUCUAUUAGAAAGGGGGCGCUUAUUAGAGACCGGCCUCUAAUACAAACUUAACAUCGUAGCAGGGCGUUUAUUAAACAAGAGGCGUUUUUGUUAAAAAUGGGCGUCAAUUUUGAUUGUGUAUUUGUAUCCUGGGGGGGGGGGGACUCCGCAUAUGAAAGGGGUGGGGAUGCUCGUCGGAAAUUUUGAAUUAAACCCCUAAAGGAGAUCAAUCUCGGCGUGGCCCAACCUUUUUUUGACCCCUAAAAGCGAUCAUUUUAAACUUUGAUUACAUGAAUCGAGUAAAUAAAACGAAUUGAAAAUAUAUAAUUUUUAAUAUUUCUUCGAGUGCAACCCUAAAGGAGGCUUUUACGGCUAAAAAAUAAUGGUGUUUUACCCAGAACACCCUAAGCGAGACCAAAAUCCGAAAUUCACACCCCUAAGCGCGACGACGAGCAUACCCACCCCUUUCAUAUGCGGAGUCCCUCCUGCUCUUGGUUAUAAUUCAACGCUACUGAUAUACGAACUGCAAGCUUGAAAUGUUUUAAAUGAAUUUCUCGCUUUCUUUUCAGAUAAAGAAAUUACUUGUGAUGUAGCUAAAUGUGGCAGCCGAAAGGUACUGAUGUACAUGCCCUCUGUCAUCUGGCAGCAUUUACGUUAAUAAACUCUCUGAUAGCCUAUUCCCUGGUUUAAUCAGUUGGUUAGAACAGCUUUAUGUUAAAAUGAAGGUCAUAAACCCCGUACACAAACUAUUACUUAAACCGAUCUUAUGCAAGAGACGAAAGGGAAUUAAAGAACCAAUCAAGACAGUCAAAGUGUUUAACUGAGAAACAAAACGGUUGGUCGCUUACGGGAGAUGGUCGCUCACGAGAAGUGGUCGCUUUGAGAGAGUCGCGGGAGAGAGUUCACUGUAGUUGGGAGGGGCGCGAAGUAACGAAAGUAAGGAAAAAUGCCAAUCAUCAUUUUUGUUUUGGUUGGAUUUUAUCACAACAGGAGUCAAGAAAUAACUCAAAUGUACCGGCCAGGAUAACGUGCAUUCCUCAUAGCAUCACUGAGGAGCGUCACUUGAUUUCUGAUUUUUACGUGAAACCGAUAGAAACCAUUCAGAGCUGUCAGGAAGUGACGUCUGGCUGUCAGCGGUUUCCGCGCAUGUACACCUAUUACCCUCACACUACGUUCAACAGGACCAUUGAUGUUGGUGUUUGCGCCGGAAGCUGCGGAAACCAACUGUCUUGCAGGCCAGUUUGGACGAAUCAGAAGGCAAUUGCUACUCCCAAUGGUGAGUGA
Porites lobata is the source of this 9681-nucleotide messenger RNA. The record is from the annotation of a GenBank genome assembly. NCBI's taxonomy places the organism in Eukaryota, Metazoa, Cnidaria, Anthozoa, Scleractinia, Poritidae.